This is a messenger RNA of Mizuhopecten yessoensis (Yesso scallop), 6886 nucleotides long. RefSeq lists its product as uncharacterized. The transcript is spliced from 19 exons. NCBI's taxonomy places the organism in Eukaryota, Metazoa, Mollusca, Bivalvia, Pectinida, Pectinidae. The record is from RefSeq and is a predicted model, not a curated record. Bases 23 to 3406 code for a protein of 1127 amino acids. Gene Ontology annotation, biological process: signal transduction.
AACCAAAGACAAAGUGAAUGUAAUGGUGUAUCAAAGUGUGGAGAAGAAAGCCUCGGAGGCUGGCAUUGUUGAUCCUACAGAGAUAGCACAAGCAAUCCAGUUCCUGCAUGAUCUUGGGUCGGUGCAAUACUUCCCAACGGAGCACCUGAAAGGACAUGUAGUGAUAAACCCUCAGUGGAUUGUAGAUGUCAUGGCCUGUGUGGUGUCCAUCAAACAGGAAGGGAUCACGGAUGGGCGUCUGAUGCACUCAGAUCUUGAUGCUGUGUGGUCCGAGUACCAUACGAUGGCCUCCUGGCUACUCCGGCUUACAGAGGAGUUUGACCUCACUUUUCAACUAGAAGGGGAGAGUUGUAACAUUGUACCCUGCCUACUCCCAGAGAAAUGGCCUGAUUUUGAGUGGCCUGAUAUCAUCAAGGAUGAAGGGAUAUAUGAAAUGAAGCUGGUCUACAAGUUUGAUUACCUGCCUUCAGGCUUGUUUAACAGGGCACAGGUGAGGCUUCAUGGCUACUCGGAAGACUCUAUGAUUUGGAAGAGAGGCUCCUUCAUAGAGAAAAAUGGCCAGUUAGCAUUGAUACAACAGGAUGGAGAAUCAGAGCUGAGUGUGAGGGUACAAGGUCCAAACCCCAGUAACAUGCUCUUUUUCAUCCAUGAGGUAUUUGAAGGUUUGAUCAACGAGUCGUUCCAAGGAGUCACCUAUGACUACGAGAUACCGUGCCCCGACUGUACCAAACAUUACCAGAAGGACCCACACAUGUUUAAGGCGUCCAGUAUACGUCGAGCCCUGGAGCUGAGGGCGCCCUUCCUGCAGUGCCAGAAACAGUUUCACACGGCGUCAAUACUGAGCCUUCAGGCCAUUCUCGCCCCAGACACUAACAGUGACUAUGAAGUACACCUCGACCAGGACGUCAAUAGUCUGCUACAGAUGCAGAAGGAGAUGGCCACAGAUAUUUUCAUCUCCUACUGCUCUAGAGAUGCUCCUAAAGAUAGGUCAGAGGUCAUACAUCCAGCUGAUAUUUACGCCGACCUUGAGAAAGAAGGAUUUUCUUGUUAUUUCCCGGAGGGUGGAGCUCUGUACUCCCGUGAAGAGAUGGCCCAGCAGCUUGUCCAUUCGUCAGUGUUCCUCGUACUGAUCUCCAAUAGUUACGCUGCUGACGAGGUCUGCUGUGACAUGUAUAAGUACGCUGUCAGCACCAUGAAACGCCCAACUAUCUGUGUGGCUGUGGGCGAGAACUUUGACUGGAAAAAGAGUCCCUCACUCGGGGUUAUCAUGUCGGAUGUGGUAUUUGUGAACAUGAUCAACUCUAAGAAGCCAGUGUAUGAAACCAAACUAAAGGAGUUGCUCUCCACACUACAGAAACACGAACAAAUCUCUCAGGUGAAACCGGAGACUUUCGGUUCCUGCUUCAUCAGCUACUCCUGGGCUAACUCUAGGUUAGCUGUAGAGUGUGGUACCAAGGAGCUACCAGGAGCCCUGGGGUUUGGGGAUCCACGCCACAUUAAAGAUUAUUUGGAGGAGAAAGGCAUAAAAUGUUGGUUAGAUAUUGAUCAAGUCAGUGUGAAUGACCAGUUGUUGAACAGGAUAGCACAGGGUCUGUCCGAGGCGCGGGUAGUGGUGGUCUGUGUGUCCGACCAGUACGCCCAGUCUAAGAUGUGCUGUAAGGAGAUGAGGUUCGCCAUACAGCUCGAGCUACCAGUGGUGGUGGCCAUUGUUGGAUCUGGGAAGCAGUGGAAACGGUCAGAGGUGGGCUUUAACUCCAUGUCGUACCCUGCUGUGGACUUCCAGCGACCUAACCCCAAUGCCUGUGAGGACCUGCUCACACUAAUAAAGUCAGAGAUAUUACCUGAACGUGUGGAGGUGACAGACAGGCGGAAGAGAAAAGACCAGUCACACAGUGACAGGGCUAACAACUCAUUUAAGGAAAUGUAUGAGCUUGCCCAGAGGAAGUUUUUGAGACAGAUAUCAAAUUACGCUGUCACUCACGACAUGGCUAGCUACCCCCGCCUGUUUGUGGUGGACAUAGUCGACAAUAAAUCACCAGAAGUAAAGAACACCUUACCAAAUGAAGAUGAGUUUAAGUCCAGAAAAUACUGCGUUCACACCUUGUGUGAAUGUGAACAGGGCUGGCACUCAGUCUGCAAACCUCUGGAAUUGGAGGAGGACUUUACUGGCGAAGAUCUGGAGGAAUAUGCUUCCUACCUGGCUCAUGUUACCUUGGUGAUGAAACACAGUCCAGACAUUGUCCUUAAUCUCUUCUCAGAUGUGGAUGGUCAACAAUAUCUCAAUUAUAUACAGGAGCUGACUUUGAAAGGUGGCAACAAUUUUGAGACAAGUUAUCAGCAACUACGUCAGAAGGUGUUUGAAAUGGAUUCAAACUCAGAGAAAGGAAAACUUAAAAGGUGUCGUUUGCCGACUGGGAAGAUUAUCUGGCUAUGUAAAGAGCACAUCGCUAAGCUGAAGGUGACAGUGUUAAGUGAAAACGUGACGGAGGUCCAACAGAAGUCCACCAACCAAGUGUGGGUGGAGGCCAUGAUGGAGGCUUUAAGGCUGUCGCAGAACCUGCCGUUCACUUUCAAGCCUACUGCUUUACAGAGCAGGACAUUUAACAACACUGCUGAAGAUGUGGCUGAGGUUGAGAGACACACAAAGAUGACCCUGUCACGUACAGCUUCAACAUUGGACAAGGCAGCCAUCAUUCAGGCCGCUCAGGCAGUUCAGGGCUCUGACUCACAAAAGAAAAAAAAGGAGAAGAAACCAAAGAAAGAAAGGAGAAAGAAACCUCCGAAAGAAGAUGGAGAGAAACCUCAGAUAGAAGAUGGAGAAAAACCUCAGAUAGAAGAUGGAGAAAAACCUCAGAUAGAAGAGGGAGAAAAACAUCAGAUAGAAGAGGGAGAAAAACAUCAGAAAAAAGGGAGGAGGGGAAACAAAAAGUCAAAUAAUGAGGACACUUCAGAGAUCCCUUUGGGGGUGACUUCACAAGAGACUCCUACUGAAGUGGAUGUUGAUAGUGUAGAAAAGGGACACAUGGAAUUACCCCCUGUUCAACAAGAUAGUGUAGAGACACAGGAAGUGGCCACUGGUGGCUCACCAACAAGAAUUGGUGGGGACACGUUAGCAGCAAUAGCUGUUCCCAUGACAACACUAGACAGCUCAUUAGGUGAGGAGACGGUAGAACAGCCCAAGGACCUGACCGCCCCAGACUCUCCAUCCAAUAAUGAAAACGAGAAUGCUCACAAAUACUCGCAUCAGGAUUCCACAGUUGCCUCUAUUUCACAGGUCAAUUCUGUUCCAAACACUCCCACCCCUACGUCUCCUGUCCCUCCGACGAACAAACACAGAGACACUGAAGAAAACAAAGACAGCCUUUACCAAGAUAAAGCAGUGAGCAAAACAUGUAUGAUACUGUAGCCUUGUUAACUUAGGGCAAUAGUUGAUAUUUAUACUUUAACUGUUACAGAAUUAUGACUCGUAUGUCUGGUCAAACUGUGUUCACUGCAAAACGCCAAACUAAUAACAGUGAGAAAUUUCUGGCUACAGCAUCAUGUGCCAUAAUAGAAGCGUUCUUGUUUAAUUACAAUGUUUGCUCAAAUAACUUUUUCCGCAAUAAUUUUGCCUUACUGAUCUCUAAGUAUCAUAGGACUGAAGUAUGUCCUGAAUAAAUCUCCUCAAUACCAUUUCCAUAUUCAUAACUGAUGCUAAAUUUCCCUAUAUAUCAUUUAGUAUCAUACUCUAAUCCUCUCAAUUCUAUGCUUAAAAAGUAGGAAAAUAUUUAAUCAAAAGUAGGAAUAUGUUAGAUCAAAAGUCCAUUUUGUAUUAUAAUAAUGCUUUCUUUUGCAUCAAUCUCGUCUUGUUUAUUGUAAGAAAACCAGCAAUUCAGCAAUGAAAGUAUAAUUGCAUACUCCUUUGUUGAGGAGUAAAGAGGAAUAUGUUGUGUCCCACGACACUAUAUAUUCAUUUUUACAGGAUUAAUAGGAUUGUGUUUUAAUCCCUAAACACUUUAAACUCCUUUGUACUGGGGGAUGGGGAAUUAUGUUUUUUCUCUUCACUCUAAGUAGAGGAUUCAAUUCCAGAUACGAUCCCUAUUUGUACAAGAGGCCCAAGGGACCUGGAAAGCUCACCACUAUAGUGCAACAAACUUCUGGCCAAAGAGUAUCAUUCUAUAAGCCUUAUUACUUAUUCAUAUGUCAAAAGUUUUAGUGCUCCAUGCCAACAAGCUACAUACUAUAUAUUCAGGUCGCUUUGUUUUUCAGAAGAAGUCAUUUGAGAGCUUUUACAGAUUUGAUGCAUGUGAUACUGAAUAUAGGACAAGGUCAUUUCUUUCACAAACUCUUCAGUACUUAAUGCCAGCAAGUAACUGACUGCUUAUCGUGAUAUAUUACAUUUGGUGCUUCAGAAUAAAGCUCUUUGAGUGUUUUAAUUAAUUUCACCCCUGCAACCUUAAAUAUAAAUCUAGGUUAGCCGUAAGUUAUUUUAGUAUUUCAAAUAUGUUAUCCGUCUAUACUAGUAAGCCACUGACAAUACAUCAUGACUUUAAACAUCUUGGUUCUUCAGAAGUUGCAUUUUGUGUUUAAACAAACUUGACCCCUGUGACCUUGAAAAGAGGUCAAGGUAAUUUCUUUUCCCAAUUUUGUAGCACUCAUAAGCCAGGAAGCUACUGGCAAUACUUCAUGACUCUUGACCUGUUUUUGUUUUAGAAAAAAAGCCAUUUGACUGUGUUACAAAUUUGACCCUUGUAAACUUGAAUACAGGUUAAGGUCAUUUUUUCCCCAAUACUUUGAAAAGUUCUAUGCCAGCAAGCUGCUUUAUCAUAACUCGAGGUCUUUUCUUCGAUUAUCUUAAAAAGCUCUGUGAGUGUUUAACGGAUUUGACCCAUGUGACCUUGAAUGUUAGUCAAGGUAAUUUUUUUCUUAUACUUUGUAGCAUUCAUUGACAGCAAUCAUCUGACCAAACAUCACGACUCUAGGCUAGUGGCCCUUUUAUAAACAUAUUUUGUUUCCCUUUAUAAAGUUUGUGGCACCUGCUUAGUGUGUGACAUAAUGAAUAACACAAUUAUCUGACUGCUGGUUUGUUAUAAGAAGAUUAUUUUUAUAAACCUCAAAUUUUACCUCUAUUUUGGCCCUUUUGUGCACCACGAAGGCGCCAGCCCUUUCUCCUUACCAAAUCUGAAUCAUCAUCUUAUAUGGAUACUUCCUAUUAAAUUUGGUUGCUAUUGGCCUUAUGAGUUUUGAGAAGAAGUUUUAAGAAACUUUUCCGGAUGGACAACAUGCAGUAAACGAUGGAGGGCAACGUAUCCUAAUAGCUCACUAGGACCUUCGGGGCAGGUGAGCUAUAAUUCGGGUCAACGUUUAAUGUUGCAGACUGAGCAUAAUGAAAGAGAAUAUGCAUUGUAGUGUAUUCAUAUCUAUAGAAAAAUAUGUGUUGAUCAGUUGUGAUAUAUAGUACAAAAUGUGAUAAAUAACAAAGAUAUUUGCAUAUAAUAUACAGUGUAUUUUUUUUUACUUUGAAUUUUCAAACAGUAGUUAAUAUAUAUUAAUUUUUAUAUUUUUACAUAUACUAAUUUAAUGCUGUAUUACUUACAACAACUCAUUACAUUUUUACCAGGUUAUAUGAGGAAUAACUUUUUCGAUAAUUUUUUUUGUCUUAUAUGAAACGUUAUAUCUUCACAUGUGAACGUAUCAAUUUUUGUAUGGUCCAACGAUAGUGGUACUUUCUUUUCACUGAGUAGAUUUUCAGUUUCAAGUUCAGAUGAAAUGACGGCAGAAUAAGUAGUUGUUUUGGGAAACCUUUGCAACAUACAUGAUGGUAUUUACAUUACUACAAUGUAUACCUAAUUGAUAUUGCUUCUGUUUCAUUUUCCUAAUAAUUGUGGUUCUGCUGUCACUGCAAAAGCAUCAAACUGUUCAUGUUAUACAGUAACAUAAUCAGAAGACACACAAAACCUAUGUUUAUGUUUGACAUACAAAUUGACAUGGUUCUGGUUCUUUGUAAAGGAAAGAUUUAUAAUGUACAGAUAGCACAUGUAAAAAGAAAUCAUUAAAAUAUGCCGUUUUAUACCCUACCAUAAAAUGGGUGAGGGGGGGGGGGCAGAUAGUGUUGCCCAUGUACGUCGCGUCACGUCCCUUCCCGUAAAACACUGCAACUAAUUUCGCAUAGUGAUGGGGUCAUUCAUGUCUUACUUACAUUUUCUAGUAACAGUAUGGUUGAUUCUCAUAAUAAUGCAUACCGACAGUACACCAGUGCUGAAAAUAGCUUUUCUGUACGUUCAGACCAAUUAGUGGUAAACAGUGUUAUUACAGUUUUUUGUAUCAAUUCUGUGUUGACAAUUCUUUAUGCGAUAAAAACAUUACAUUGUAUCAUGCAGCAUGUCAGAAAUUUCCGAAGCUAAAAGCCUUAGUUCUUCAUAUAAAUGUUACCUGGCAUGACUUGUCCACAAAAAAUCUAAUCAGUUGCUUGUUAAUGUAAACCAAAUUUGAUUUGGAAGCCAACAAUUUUGGUCAAUUUUAGGAGAUACCCUUGGCAGGGAGAGAGUGUUACGAACAAAAGUUACCUGUAUGAGCUAAUGUGUUAAGUGCUUAUCAUUUUUCAGCAUUAUGUGACCAAUUUGAUACGAUAUUACUGGAAAGAACUGUUUCAAGAAGGAAUUUUCAGGAGGCAAUAGUUAUGCCAAGAUGUAGACACAGUUAUACAUGUCCCAUGUUUGUCGAACAGAAUAUUGAGUACUUUUGUAUAAGCUGUAGUCAAAUGUUAUACUGAUCUGUCAUUCUAUGGUGGUAUUGCCAAGUUUUAAACUAUCAAUGACUAAGAACAUUUUGCUUAACUAAGGUAGCUGUGUACAGUAGAGGGUUGUGGUGAUAUUUUUGUUAAAUGGCUAACCCCUGUAUAAUGAUA